AAAUAGUCGCCAAAGCCUUUUUCUUCCUCUUUGUUUCUAAUUGCUUUCGACGACAAUCGAUCGUGGAGAAGUCUACCUCGUAGACCUCUCUCUCAAAUCCAAUUCAAUUACCAUUGUUUGUUAUUAUCUGAUGUCGAAUAUGCAAUUCUCUCGUGGUUUUAAUCCCUUUGUUCUCCUCUUCUGUCUCGCCGUGGUUGUACCAACUAUAUCGGCUGAUGUCGCUAUCUUGAGAACGGACUAUUACCGAAAAACAUGCCCCGAUUUCCACAAAAUCGUGCGUGAAGCCGUUACAACCAAACAAGUUCAACAACCAACAACUGCGGCCGGGACACUCCGUCUCUUUUUCCACGAUUGUUUCCUUGAAGGUUGUGAUGCAUCCGUCUUGAUCGCGACCAACUCGUUUAACAAAGCAGAACGUGAUGAUGAUCUUAACGAUUCCCUCCCGGGAGAUGCUUUUGACAUUGUCACCCGCAUCAAGACAGCUCUCGAGCUGUCUUGUCCUGGUGUAGUGUCUUGCGCAGAUAUCCUAGCGCAGGCUACACGUGACCUUGUCACAAUGGUAGGAGGACCUUACUUCGAGGUAAAGCUUGGUCGUAAAGACGGAUUCGAAUCCAAAGCCCAUAAAGUCCGAGGAAACGUCCCAAUGGCAAACCAGACCGUUCCCGACAUCCACGGGAUAUUCAAGAAAAACGGGUUUACUCUUCGCGAGAUGGUAGCAUUAAGCGGGGCUCACACCAUUGGAUUCUCUCACUGCAAAGAGUUUGCCGACAGGCUUUACGGAUCCAAAGCUGAUAAAGAAAUCAACCCACGAUUCGCAGCAGCUCUCAAAGAUCUCUGCAAAAACCACACCGUGGAUGACACAAUCGCGGCGUUUAACGACGUGAUGACUCCGGGAAAAUUCGACAACAUGUACUUCAAGAACCUAAAGCGAGGGCUAGGGCUUUUAGCUUCCGACCACAUCCUUAUUAAAGAUAACAGCACCAAGCCGUUUGUGGAUCUAUACGCAACUAACGAGACAGCAUUCUUUGAGGAUUUCGCUCGUGCGAUGGAGAAACUUGGCACGGUCGGCGUCAAGGGUGAUAAAGAAGGAGAAGUGAGACCCAACAGAGUUGCAAAUUCCCUGAUUCGAGAUUCUUGCAAGAAAGCUUCAAAAAAUUCAGAACCACAUUACUUCAAGUUCUGCAUUGCAUCUAUUAGCGAAAACCCGGAGAGUCAACAAGUAAAAAAUAUCGAUGAAUUGAUCGGAGUAGGCGUGAAAAACGCUAUUUCUAACAUGACGAACGUGAAAGGAAUUGUAGAGAAGAUGUUGAAGGAAAGAAAGUAUACGAGUAAACUGAGUGAGAAGAUGUUGCGUGUUUGCGUUAAGCUUUAUUCUGAGGGCACUAACUUGUUAACCAAAUGUUUAGGGUACAUUAAAUUGCGGGAUUUCGAUAAACUCCACAAUACUAUUCGUCAUGCAAGAGUUGUUCCUAGAGAGUGUGAAAUGGGAUUCAAUGAUGAUAAUAAACAGAAAUCUCCGGUGACGAAAGAGAACGAUGUUCUCUUCGACACCGUGGACAUUGCUCAGUCUUUUAAUUACUAUGCUCAUGUAAAUCCGGACAAUUAGUGUCUAGCCAAACAGUCCGUCAGUUAUAGGUGGCAAUGUUUCUUGUUUUGUUAUGAAAUAUUGAAUUAAUGAAAAAUAUAAGGUCAGGGUUUAC
Messenger RNA from Arabidopsis arenosa, 1700 nucleotides. NCBI's taxonomy places the organism in Eukaryota, Viridiplantae, Streptophyta, Magnoliopsida, Brassicales, Brassicaceae. The record is from the annotation of a GenBank genome assembly.